CACGGAAAUCCGCAUUGACUUUGUACUAGUUUCCUGUAGCUAGCUGUGUACCCGCGCGCCCACGUUGAAUCUUUGGAGCUUUACCAUCCUCGCAUCUAUAUCUCGAUUCAAGCUCAAGCUCAGCUAGCUAGCUCAGGUCAUUCUAUUUGUUGCACGAUUUGGAGGGAGAAGCAAGUCAAGUUUGCAGGCAUCUGCUUUUUUAUUCUUCACCAAUAACCUGAAAAUAUUCCAGAAAGAUGUCCCAGGAACUCACCAUUAAUGCCGAUCAGCUUACUGAGGAGCAGAUUGCAGAGUUCAAGGAGGCUUUCUCCCUCUUCGAUAAGGAUGGCGACGGCACCAUCACCACCAAGGAGUUGGGCACCGUGAUGAGAUCAUUGGGUCAGAACCCUACCGAGGCUGAGCUUCAAGACAUGAUCAAUGAAGUAGACGCUGACGGAAACGGAACGAUUGAUUUCCCAGAGUUCUUGACGAUGAUGGCCAGGAAGAUGAAGGACACAGACAGUGAGGAAGAGAUCAGGGAAGCUUUCCGUGUCUUCGACAAGGACGGCAACGGAUUCAUCAGCGCUGCUGAACUUCGUCAUGUGAUGACAAACCUUGGUGAGAAACUGACAGAUGAGGAGGUAGAUGAGAUGAUCAGGGAAGCUGAUAUCGAUGGUGAUGGACAGGUCAACUACGAAGAAUUCGUGACGAUGAUGACAUCGAAGUGAGGUGGAGGAUGGCCAUCGCUUAUGUCUGUCUUGCCUUUCAUUUGGACUUUUACACGCCAAUCAGUCAUCGGUCAAUGUCAUCUCCGUAUUCAACCCCUAACAAUCAAUAAUCUACUGUAUAUAAUACGAGUAUAUAAUACGAGUAAUCUGAUGACUGAAAUAGC
Messenger RNA from Strongylocentrotus purpuratus (purple sea urchin), 871 nucleotides. Its product is annotated as calmodulin. The record is from RefSeq and is a predicted model, not a curated record. Bases 237 to 707 code for a protein of 156 amino acids. Gene Ontology annotation, molecular function: calcium ion binding; enzyme regulator activity. The transcript is spliced from 7 exons. NCBI's taxonomy places the organism in Eukaryota, Metazoa, Echinodermata, Echinoidea, Camarodonta, Strongylocentrotidae.